Messenger RNA from Mauremys reevesii (Reeves's turtle), 499 nucleotides. Its product is annotated as resistin-like. The record is from RefSeq and is a predicted model, not a curated record. Gene Ontology annotation, molecular function: hormone activity. The transcript has 4 exons. NCBI's taxonomy places the organism in Eukaryota, Metazoa, Chordata, Testudines, Geoemydidae. Bases 16 to 378 code for a protein of 120 amino acids. Gene Ontology annotation, cellular component: extracellular region.
AACUGGUUUACAGUCAUGCCGAGCGAAACAGGUAGCUCAACACCCAGCGGGAUGAAGGCUGCCGUGUUCCUGCUGCUCACCCUCCUGGUGCCCGCGUACCACACAGAGGCUCAGUGCAUCAUUGACAAUGUGGUCGAUCUGAAGGUGCAGGCAGCGAUUCGUUCCAUAGUGUCCUCCACCCUGGCCAAAGCCAAGCUACUCUGCCAGAACGUCUCGGCACGUGGGGCACUUGUCUCCUGCCCCGCAGGGUACAAGCCCACGGGCUGCGCCUGCGGAAUGCGCUGCGGCUCCUGGGACAUUCGCUCCGACUCCACCUGCCACUGCCAGUGCCGUGGCAUUGACUGGACGUCCGCGCGCUGCUGCAAGAUAGCGCUGUAGUGAUGCCAAGAAACAGCCUAGGGCACUGGAGAGCCCCACCUGGCCUGCUGCCCCCUCGCCGUGGGCCCUGGCACAGAACCAUGCUGUGCCCUUUGUGCCCAGUGCAAUGAAUAAACUUGAA